AGCUCAGUAGUUGUGGCUCACGGGCCUAGUUGCUCCGCGGCAUGUGGGAUCUUCCCAGACCAGGGCUCGAACCCGUGUCCCCUGCAUUGGCAGGCAGAUUCUCAACCACUGCGCCACCAGGGAAGCCCCCUGGCUGGGUUUGAACAGAGACCUGAAGGAAAUAGAGGUGACGCUGCCUGGGAGCAGCGCGUCCCGGACAGGCUGGGGAGAGCUGGCAAGGACUUGCAGCCUCGGCACUGCUGACAUUUUUUUUGUUGUGGGGACUGUCGUGUGAGCUGUAGGAUGUUUAGCAGCAUCCCUGACCUUUACUCACUGGAUGUUAGUACACUCCCCAGCUGAGACAACCGAAAAUGUGCCCAGACAUUGCCAGAUGUCCCUUAAGAGACGGAAUGUCCUGGUUGAAGAAAGAGUAAGGGCGCCGGUGCAGCAGGAGCGCAGGAGCCGGAGGCCUAGGAUAGGCAAUGGGCUCAGCAGAGGAGCUGCGGGGUCACACUCCCUGCGCUUCCUCUUCAUGGGUGCCUCCGAGCCAGACCUUGGGCUGCCCCUGUUUGAGGCCUUGGGCUACGUGGACGACCAGCUGUUCGUGUCCUACGAUCACGAGAGUCGCCGUGUAGAGCCUCGUGCCCCGUGGCGCUGGGGCAGGGCCACCAGCCAGCUCUGGCUGCAGCUGAGCCAGAGCCUGAAAGGCUGGGAUCACAUGUUCAUCGUGGACUUCUGGACCAUCAUGGACAACCACAACCAAAGCAAGGUAACGAAGCUGGGAGUGCUGCCAGAGUCCCACACCCUGCAGGUGAUCCUGGGCUGUGAGGUGCAAGAGGACAACAGCACCAGAGGGUUCUGGAAGUACGGGUACGAUGGGCAGGACCAUCUUGAAUUCCGCCCUGAGAUGCUGGAUUGGAGAGCAGCAGAGCCCAGGGCUCAGACCACCAAGCUGGAAUGGGAAGUGAACAAGAUUCGGGCCAAGCAGAACAGGGCCUACCUCGAGCGGGACUGCCCAGAGCAGCUGCGGCGCUUGCUGGAGCUGGGGAGAGGGGCCCUGGACCAGCAAGCACUUCCUUUGGUGAAAGUGACUCAUCACGUGGCCUCUGCAGUGACCACUCUACGGUGUCAGGCUCUGAACUUCUACCCCCAGGACAUCACCAUGAGGUGGUUGAAGGACAGGCAGCCACUGGAUGCCAAGGACGUUGAGCCUGAGGACGUGCUGCCCAACGGGGACGGAACCUACCAGGGCUGGGUGGCUUUGGCCGUGCUCCCUGGGGAAGAGCAGAGAUACAGCUGCCAGGUGGAACACCCAGGCCUGGAUCAGCCCCUCACUGCCACCUGGGAGCCCUCGCUGUCUGGCACCCUGGUCACUGGAAUCAUCAGUGGAAUUGCUGUCUGUAUCAUCCUCUUCCUUAUUGGAAUUUUGUUCAGAAUCUUGAGGAGAAGGCAGGCUUCCAGAGGAGCCGCAGGGGACUAUGUCCUAGCCGAAUGUGAAUGAAGUGCAGCCUGCAGACUCCUUGUGGGGAAAGAGAGGGUGCACUUGAGGCAUUCUUCAUGUUUCCGGACAGCUGGACCUAAGAAAUAGGAACUGUCUCAGGAAUUCUCUGCUUUUAGCCUUCCCCGUUCACUGUCAAAACGUUCCCCAUCUAGGUUUCUGAGUUCCUGCUUGUUAAAGGGCCCCAGUUGUGACCUCUCCCCGAGAACUGAUUCUCCUGAAUCCCAAGCUGCAUCUAGAGCCUGCCUUCAUUUCCUGCAUCACCUCAGACUCCAUACACCUACGUCAUCUCAUCUCCUAAUGGUGGAAUGAGGCUCCUUAAAUUUGGGGGGACUUGUGAUUCCUUUAAACAUCUGAGAAUAGCUUUGAACCUUCUCCUCGGGACAUACACUCUAAUACCCCUACCAGAAUUUGACACACACAUCCAGGCAUUUCCUGGACCCACUCAAGUUUCCUUUUAACCCUCUCUCUGUUAUGCAAAGAACUCACCUGUCUCCAAGCCCCAUGGUCUCUUCCAUCAGAGGGAGACCUGGACCUUUGUACAGCGUGAAGGUUGUGCACUGCACAACCCGAGGAGGCACCUUUCCCAGAAGAGGCAUCAUGGAUGUUUGUGCGCAUUAUGAUAGUCUUCCCAAAAAUGGGUGGGAAGUGUCUUGAGGAGGGAAUGUCUUUUUCUAAUUUGCACAAAGGUGCCAUGUAGGUUUCCUUAGGUUAAUGAUACCCGCACUUACAAUGCCAGACUUGAAGUAGCACAGGAUUUGAUCUCUGCUCACACCCUCUCCUUGUUCUGACAAUGAAAAUGAUAAUUAAGAUGAUGACGAUAAUGCUAAGGUGGCUGACACUUAUUUAUAAAGCUCUUCCUUGGUGCCAGACUUAGUUCUGAGUGCCUACUUACAUACAUUAUCUCAAUAGUUCUUUGAUGUAAGUACUAUUAUCCUCUUUUUUUUUUUAAGAUGAAGAAAGUGAAAUAAAAAGUAGAGUAUCUCACAGCUUGCCAGGGACAGAGACAGGUCUCAAACUCAGUCAAUCUGGCUCUUUGAUCCAGCUCUUUGGCGCUGUAUUCAGAUGGUUAGAUGCCUGGAGUAAAUGGGGAAGGAAGGAGAUGGCUGUGGAGAUAGCUCUUCUCUUGUCUCAUUGUCUAUAUUCUCGGUGAGUUCGACCCAAAUGAAGGGAAAAAGCAGCAGAAAACAAUAUCAGCCCUGUUUCCUUUCAAAGUCCCUGAGGGAAGAACCCUGGAAUGUGACGCCUGUUGCCACCACCGGCCAGCUCUAUCUGGCAUCACUCAUGGGACUGUGAGUGGGGGUGUCAAUUAGUUACUGUGUUGGACCUCACAGUGUCCUGCUCCAAUCAGGACCACCAGGGUGGAGGCAUUUCCCUCCAAAAACUGGAGCAACUUCUCUCAUAUUAAAGAUAGAAAACUAGAAGCCACCAAGUGGCCUUGGUCAGCACCAAGAUGCUGACCCCAGCAUCUUCCUGGGGUCCUUGAGAGUCUGGUUCUCAUCCCCAGCUGUGCACGUUCAAAAAAUUAAUCUAACCAGGUCACUCAGGAAUUAGUCGAUUCUGGGAAAAUAAUUUGUCUGACCAUAUUCAAAAGAGUACUAAUAUAUACAUGCAGGAAACUUGUGUUUACUUUGUGCUGCCACGUGUAUUUGGCGGCAUAACUGUGAACAAGGCUUUCUGUCUUGGAGGGCAGCUGCCUCAGACCAAAUACAGCUCAAACAUUUGUUUGGUAGAUAUUGAACUCGGGCAAAGAGAUCUCAACUAUUUUUUUAAACUUUUCUUUUUUUGCAGUUCCCAAAGUUAAGUGGAUAAAAGUAUAUAGGAUUUGUGCUUACUACAGAAAAGUUGAAAAUGAAUUAAAUUGAAACUAUUAUUCCAUUAGCCAGUAAUAAAGUCUAUUAAAAAUUUGCGUAUUUCCUCUCACUAUUAUUGCUAUAUUAAAAUAUAUAAAAUUAGUAGAUACAUAUAUUUUAAUAAAUGCAUAAUUCAUUGUGUUGUGUA
This is a messenger RNA of Balaenoptera acutorostrata (minke whale), 3478 nucleotides long. It is a transcript of the gene HFE, whose product is annotated as homeostatic iron regulator. Gene Ontology annotation, cellular component: external side of plasma membrane. NCBI's taxonomy places the organism in Eukaryota, Metazoa, Chordata, Mammalia, Artiodactyla, Balaenopteridae. The record is from RefSeq and is a predicted model, not a curated record. Gene Ontology annotation, biological process: regulation of iron ion transport; positive regulation of T cell mediated cytotoxicity; antigen processing and presentation of endogenous peptide antigen via MHC class Ib. Gene Ontology annotation, molecular function: transferrin receptor binding. The coding region runs from base 317 to 1480 and encodes 387 amino acids. The transcript is spliced from 6 exons.